Messenger RNA from Cataglyphis hispanica, 1928 nucleotides. RefSeq names its product ubiquitin thioesterase OTU1 (gene Yod1). Gene Ontology annotation, cellular component: cytosol; nucleus. Bases 260 to 1183 code for a protein of 307 amino acids. The transcript has 4 exons. Gene Ontology annotation, molecular function: cysteine-type deubiquitinase activity. Gene Ontology annotation, biological process: protein deubiquitination; endoplasmic reticulum unfolded protein response. The record is from RefSeq and is a predicted model, not a curated record. NCBI's taxonomy places the organism in Eukaryota, Metazoa, Arthropoda, Insecta, Hymenoptera, Formicidae.
AUUCGCGAUGACCAGCAACCAGCUGCUAGUUGUCUGUUGUCUGUCAUUAUCACGGAUUAUCAUGACACGAUAACGAUGCAUGUUCGUACAAACGUACGUGAGGUUGAUUGACCGUUUCCACCGUGAUAACGCGACAACGACGACGACGACGACAGCAAAGGCAAAGGUGCCGCGAAGGCACGUGCGGAUCAGCUGAUUGGCGGAGACCCCGAGAGCGGCUCGCGUAUCCAUCGUCUUCAGUCACAGGUCGAUCAUCGUCAUGGCGGGCUUUGUACUCCGGGUGAAAACUAAGUCGGGUCAGAAGAUUGUCAACGGUCUCGCGCCUCACGACAAGGUGUCCCAGCUGAAGGCGAAGCUUGCCGAACUCACCGGCAUUCCUAUCGCCGCUCUCCACGUGCUCGCCGGUUUUCCACCAAAGCCCGUCGAUCUCGAUACAGCCGACGCCACCAUCGAGCGUAUCGGCAUCAUCUCCGGGGACACCCUCAUCGUCGAGGAAAAACAAAUUAUGUUCAAUAUAUCCAACGAUUUUGGUCGAUCACACAUUGUCGAUCAGGAAAGUCUCACCAAUGCUCCUGGUGUCCUUAUGAGGAAAGUUGUGCCCGCAGAUAAUUCUUGUCUUUUUACCAGUGUUGGUUAUGUUUUGAAUGGGAAGGUUGAUACCAGUUGUGCCAGUUUCAUGAGGGAGAUCAUAGCAAACGCAGUGGCGGCGGAUCCGGACGAAUAUUCGGAAGCAUUUCUGGGUAGACCCAAUGCCGAUUAUUGUAAAUGGAUUCUCAAAGCCGAUUCCUGGGGUGGGGCCAUCGAAUUGUCAAUUCUGUCCAAGUUUUACGGCUUAGAAAUAGCGGUGAUCGAUAGUAUUAAUGCAAUCAUCAAUAGAUUCGGCGAGGAUCAGCAUUAUGCCCAGCGGGUUUUCCUCAUAUUCGAUGGUAUCCAUUAUGAUCCACUUUACCUGGAGCCACUUGAUGGCAGCAGCAUUCAAACGAUCUUUCCUACUGAAGAUGAGAGAAUGUUGCUGGAAGCUGCUCAACUCGCGAGAGAAGCAAGAUCGAGUCGUCAGUUUACAGAUGUGCAAAAGUUUACGCUGAUGUGCAUCGACUGCAAGAUUAGAUUGAAUGGACAAGCGGCGGCGCAACAGCACGCCAAAGACACUGGUCACACGAAUUUUGGCGAAGUGGCGGCGUAGCCGCAUAUCCUCUACUCAUUUGAUCAAACUUUUCGGUGACUAUCCUUGACCCUAAACAGUAUACAGCAAUCUUCUAUUCGAUUCGAAGACAUUAUUCGGACAAUUAAUUAAUUUAUUCAUACUGCUGCAUCACUUUAAUAUAAGUACUUAUUACUACAGAUUUUGUGUACCACAAAAAUCAAAGACUGGAGAGUGUGCUGGAAGGGAGAAGAGCGAGAGAGAAAAAGAGAUAGGAUCAUGAGUGAUAUUAUUUUUAUAAAUUAUAUUGAAACAUAUUGUGCAGUUAUAUGCUAGGUAACAGUUUCAAUAACUAUUAUAUAUUUUUUAGGUAUUAAAAUUUGUGAUAAAAUUUUUUAUCGAUAUUUACAUAUAUACAUAUAUAUAUAUAUGUGUCUGUGUAUAAUAUGUGUUAUAUGUGUGCGUGUUACGUAGUGUGGUACACACACACACAUUAUAUAUAUAUAUUAUAUGUAUAUAUCUAGAAUUAUAUCUUAAAAAUAUUUAUGCAAUAUAUGUGAUUUGAUUUGUAUUAUAGUGCAAUUUUGUAUAAAUAUCAAAGAAUAUUUUAUACUGUUUAGGAUUAAAGAAAUGCCAUUUCUCGUAGGCGCGAUAAGAGCAUGUUUUCUACUCAAGCAAAAUACAAUUUACAGAUAGCAACACUAUCAUUAGAGUGAAUCGUUUGCACUGCACUCUCUAUUGAGAAUUGUUAAUGCGCAUAAUAUACAAGUUAUUGAUUUUGAUUAAA